AAAUACUAGAGAUUACUUGGUUCCAUCAGUAUGGGGAUCCGUCGAUAAGCGUGACGAUCCAUAUGCAUCAGCUGCUGAAGUUAAAUUCGAUUUUACAGAAGAUUUGCCUUCUAUCUCAUAUAGUCUAAAUGAACCAUAUGAUGGAACUUACUUGAAUAUGUUAUACCUUACGGGAUCAUUACCGAUAUCAACAUCAAAUGAAUCGAUCAUACCAAAAUGUGAAAAGAUUGAAAUUAUUUGCGAAUCUCAUGAUCAAGGAUGGUCAUCUUAUCCUCAAGAUCAAGGUACAUAUAACAAUUCGUGGACAUGGGGGGAGGUUUCCAUUGUCUCCUCAAGACAGAAUAAUAAUUUACAGGAUCAAUUAACUGAGAUUAAUGAGGAAGUUAUUGAAAAGGAAUCGAAUGUGCGAUAUGAGAUUUAUAGAAAUAGACAUGCUGACAGUGACUGGCAAACACAUCAAUAUGAGUUUGUUUCAGAACAUCCAUUAGUGCAAAACCUGCAACCUGGUGAUAUGAUUACAGAUAUGUCUUUGGGUCGUGUGACUAUGGGAAAUAUGAAUACCGAUACACCUUGA
Messenger RNA from Scutellospora calospora, 574 nucleotides. The record is from the annotation of a GenBank genome assembly. NCBI's taxonomy places the organism in Eukaryota, Fungi, Glomeromycota, Glomeromycetes, Diversisporales, Gigasporaceae.